Messenger RNA from Helianthus annuus (common sunflower), 363 nucleotides. RefSeq lists its product as uncharacterized. The record is from RefSeq and is a predicted model, not a curated record. The transcript has a single exon. Bases 1 to 363 code for a protein of 120 amino acids. Lineage: Eukaryota; Viridiplantae; Streptophyta; Magnoliopsida; Asterales; Asteraceae.
AUGGCGUACCUUCUUUUAUAUGUGGAUGAUAUCAUUCUCACUGCUUCUAGUGACUCCUUGCUUCGCAACAUCAUUAAGUCACUAUCUGCUAAGUUCAACAUGACCGACCUAGGAAAAUUGCAUCACUUCUUGGGUAUAGCAGUUCAACAACAAAAGCACAGUUUCUUUUUAUCACAAUCGAUAUAUGCGGCUGACAUUUUAUCUCGUGCAAACAUGACCAAUUGCAACUCUGUUAGCACACCAGUUGAGGUUGGAUUAAAACUCAGCGCCACCCAUGGUGUCCCAUUUUCUGACAGUUCCUUGUAUCGCAGCUUGGCGGGUGCCUUGCAGUACCUCACCAUUACUCGCCCUGACAUAUCCUAA